Molecule: messenger RNA, 847 nt
Organism: Thrips palmi
Lineage: Eukaryota; Metazoa; Arthropoda; Insecta; Thysanoptera; Thripidae
Exons: 4
Coding region: 1-648 (215 amino acids)
Source: RefSeq, a predicted model, not a curated record
AUGGGGUGCGGCUCGUCCAAGGGCUCGGUGGUGCCGCUGGAGGGGGGCUUGACCGGCAACGGCGUCGCCCCGCACGCCCCGCACGGCCCGCACGGCCUGCCCAGCGCGCGCGUCCCCGGUAGCGGCCAGUCCCGGGGCCCGUCGCGGGGCCCGUCGCGGGGCGCGGCCAGCCGCAGGGCCUCGCUGGCCCCCGCCAUCGUGGGCAAGGACCCCCCGGAGGAGGACCUCCCCAAGGAGCUGCCCGAACUCAGAGAGAUCGUCCGCGCUGCGGGCGGCAAGGCCAUGGCCUUCGAGGUGCCGCUGUCGGACCUCCCCGCCGACGGCGAGGACGGCGCGCCCCGAGAGUCGCGGCGGCCUCCGCGACGCCUGCAGCGCCUGGAGGACGCGCCGGUGCCGCCGUCGCAGCGGCUCACGCACCGCCUGCUGGACGAGCGGCAGGAAGCGGCGGAGGAGCGCCGCUCCCAGAUCCUGUCGCAGCGAGUGCAGUCUGCGCAGCCGCGCGCCCCGAAGCGGCGGGGCCGCGACGCGGACGCGGACAACGGCCUCAACUCCAGCGGCUCCUACAUCGACUCGCUGGCCAACAGCAGGGACAGCAGGAACGGCGAGUUCCGAGAGAUGCUGGCGGGCAGGCACUUCCCCGGAGCGUGAACCAUGGCCGCGAGGCCACGGCCAGGACGUGCGUGCGAGGCACUGUAAGGUGCAGGGACCAAAAAAGAACCCAAGCUUUCCAAGUUUUACCUUAUCUUUAUUAGGACUCUCCAUACUGAUAGAAAUAUUUUUGUUAUUUUGUAGAAGUUUGCUUUAGGAAGGAACUAGGAAGGAAGUGAUAAAAUAGCUUUGUUAUUAU